Dunckerocampus dactyliophorus (ringed pipefish) is the source of this 2464-nucleotide messenger RNA. It is a transcript of the gene kcnj11, whose product is annotated as potassium inwardly rectifying channel subfamily J member 11. Gene Ontology annotation, cellular component: plasma membrane. The coding region runs from base 308 to 1471 and encodes 387 amino acids. Gene Ontology annotation, biological process: regulation of monoatomic ion transmembrane transport; potassium ion import across plasma membrane. Gene Ontology annotation, molecular function: ATP-activated inward rectifier potassium channel activity. NCBI's taxonomy places the organism in Eukaryota, Metazoa, Chordata, Actinopteri, Syngnathiformes, Syngnathidae. The transcript has a single exon. The record is from RefSeq and is a predicted model, not a curated record.
GUGUGUGUUAUCUUAAGGCCGAUGCGGUGUUUUGGUGCAUGAGCGGUGACUUUGUGACUGCACGGCCGCCUCGCAUUGCUGUGUUGGUGCAACCUGAGUGACGGCGGCAGCUGAGGACGUGGGGCAGGAAUCCCCUCAUGGGACUCGGCGCCUGAUCUGGGGAGAGCUCACAGCACGGACAACCAGCCUGCUUCGGGGGUUGCGAAAAGGAUUAAAAAACUAACCAAAAAAAGCGUUUUAUUUUCCUUGCAGCCCGGAACGCACCAUAACGCCAAACGGGACUGUGGGUGCGUAAUGCGGGGGAGCCAUGUUGUCCAGAAAAGGACUCAUCCCGGAGGAUUACCUGCUGACACGCUUGGCUGAAGAUGUCCUGCAGCAGCCAAAGUUCAAGUCAAAAAGCAGGAAAGCUCGCUUCGUGGCCAAGAAUGGCGCCUGCAAUGUGGCGCACACCAACAUCCGCGAACAGGGUCGCUUCUUGCAGGACGUCUUCACCACCUUGGUGGAUCUAAAAUGGCUACACACGCUCAUCAUCUUCACCAUGUCCUUCCUGUGCAGCUGGCUCCUGUUCGGCAUGAUCUGGUGGCUCAUCGCCUUCGCGCACGGCGACCUGGACCAGCGAGGGGGCGACUUUGUUCCGUGCGUCACGGAGAUCCACUCCUUCUCCUCCGCCUUCCUCUUCUCGAUCGAGGUGCAGGUGACCAUCGGCUUCGGAGGGCGAAUGGUGACCGAGGAGUGCGUGUCUGCUAUCAUCAUGCUCAUCGUGCAGAACAUCGUGGGUCUUGUCAUCAACGCCAUCAUGCUGGGCUGCAUCUUCAUGAAGACCGCGCAGGCCAACCGGCGCGCGGAGACGCUCAUCUUCAGCAAGCACGCGGUGGUGUCGGUCCGAAACAACAAACUGUGCUUCAUGGUCCGCAUCGGGGACCUGAGGAAAAGCAUGAUCAUCAGCGCCACCGUGCGGAUGCAAGUGGUGAGGAGAAGCACCACUGAGGAAGGCGAGGUGCUGCCUUUGGACCAGAUCGACAUCCACAUGGAUAACCCGGUGGGUACCAACGGGGUCUUCCUGGUGUCCCCCCUCAUCAUCUGCCACGUCAUCGACAAGGACAGCCCCCUGUACGACAUGUCCGCCGCCGACCUCCAGCACGACGACGUGGAGGUCAUUGUGGUUCUGGAGGGCGUGGUGGAGACCACCGGCAUCACCACACAGGCCAGAACCUCCUACGUGUCCGAGGAGAUCCUGUGGGGGCAGCGCUUCGUGCCCACCGUAUCCGAGGAGGACGGCAUGUACGCGGUGGACUACUCCAAGUUCGGCAACACGUUGAAGGUGCCCACGCCGUGCUGCAGCGCCAAGACGCUGGACCGGGCGGGAGGCAUCGCGCACUUUAAACUGGUGGAGGGCGUCACCUUGCGGCCGUCUGUGAGAAGGCGGCGAGGGUCCACCAUGGGCCGGCGCUCCAGGAUGGAGAGCCGAUGACGAGUAGCUGCUUGCAUCUAAUAAUACUUGUAAUAUUAAGGGAUGGAUUCACGUAUGCAAUACAUGCAUCAUUAAAAACCCACUCAGGUCAGAGACACACAGAACUUGGUACUGUUCAACCACAAGAACCCUGCAGUCCUGAAUGUAAAGAAGUCCAAUUUGAAUGAUACAAUUCUCCAUUUAUUAAACGAAAUCAACAUAAAACGCAAAUGACACACACAGGGUGUUAUGAGCAUCUUUGACCACUGGGGGCAGUGUCCUCACCAAAAGAAUGCUAUAUAUAAAUAAUUCUAUAGCAGGGGUGUCCAAACUUUUUUUUUUUUUUUUUUCCCGAGGGCCACAUACUGACAACUGAAAGGAUGCAAGGGCCACUUUGAUAUUUUGUAAAGCGACACAUGUUGAUACUGUAUGCUAAGAAGUUAUACAGUAUAUAUCUUAAGAAAAAAAAAUCAACUUCACUCUUUGUUUUUUCCCCAUUUUUGCUGUUGUUCGUUUUUACUUCACAAAUAUUUCAAAUAUCUUCUUAAAUAAUCUUUGUGAAUUUUCUUUGCGUAAUAUUAUGACUUCAUUCCCAUAAUAUUCUAAAUGUAUUCCCAUGAGGUUUUUCCCCAACCUAAUGUUCCAGAAAUGAUAACUUUUGUUUUUUUCCCUCAUAAUAUUAUGACUUUUUAAAAACGUAUUUUUCUCUAAUCAUUAAGUUCUAUGCUACUAAAAUUUCCCUCAUAUUGUGAGCUAAUUCUCUUAAAUUGCGACUUUUUUUCUUAUUAGAAUACAACUUUUUUGCUGAAUAUUUUGACUUUAUUCUCGCAAAAUUGUACAGCUGUAUUUUUCACUUUAGCUGUUUUUUUUUAAAAUGUCCCAACUACUACAAGUUUCCUCUUCUAAAUUGUAAUAUUAUGAAUUAAUAUUACAUUUUAUAAUAUUACAUAUUAUCCUAUAAUAUUACAACUUUUUCUCCGACGUAAUUUUCCAAAAAUUACAACUUUAUUUCGU